UUUUUUAUUAAAGAUAUCGUAUUAAUGUUUUAUAUUUUAAUGUAUUAAUAUUUUCGUCUAAAAAAUGUAUCUCACUCUUUCAUAAAAAAAAAUUACCGUAGUAGGUGAUACUUGAGUACCUUCAUUCGUACCAUCAGUGAAUGUUCAGUUGUUAUAUUUUAUAGUUAAUCAUAAUUUCAAUGGACGAUGAGCUCUCAAAGAAUUAUUGGAAACGCUGUGCAGACUAAAGAUUCCAACGAUUUGUGCCUUACUUCUGGCGCGAUACAUGAAACAUGUAAAAUUAAACCAAAUUCAAUACCAUGUGUAACCGAUGUUGUUCAGUUACAAAACCAGACUAAGACAAGACCGCAGGUUCCUACUGUAAAUGAAAUUGUUUUCCUUAAUAAACAAAACACUAAACCUACGGAAUGUGUAGCUUUGAAAGCCAAAGAGGUCUCCCAACGAAUUGUUAUAGAAUCCCCUGUUAAUCAAAAAGCUAGGGGGGAUGCAAAAGCGAUUGAAACUAAAUUGUUUAUCGAAAAACAGAAGAAGGAAAGAGCCAAAAAAAUGCAACUGGAUUUAUUAGAAAAACAAAAACAAAUAGAAGAACGUAAAACUAGAUUACAGCAAUUACAUAUUACUACGAAAAUGUUAGCUAAAGCUUCGGUGAAGCCAAAGGUCGCCGAUGAUCAACAAGAUAAAUGUAUUACCAGAAACAAAACGCCUAUAAGGGUAUCAUCGCCUCAAAAGCCUGAAUUGGAUCAAACAUGGUCGCCUCCAAAAAAUAUAAGCUGUGCCCAGAAAUCAGUAAAAACUAUACAGAAUGCUAUUGGAAAAUCCCCAUUAAAGUCAGAGUCGAAAAAAAUGGAUUUUUUAAUGACUAAAAAUGCCGAGACCUUACAAUCAAAUUCGCACAAAAUAACCAACCGAUCUUGCUUGCAAAAAUAUAAAAACUAUCCAGUACAACGAGAUGUCACUAAACCAGAAGUUUUGUUUUCAAAGUUUAAAUAUUUUGAAAACAUUGACGAGUUGAUAAAUGAAAAUACUUUUGUUGUUCCCCAAAUGGACUUAAGCGAGACCUCCAUAGCUGAGGAGAAACAAAAUAGUGAAAGGCGCAUCCAAGCUGCCAGAAUUAUACAGAAAUGUUUUAGGAAAUACAACGAAAGAAAGAAAAACCUUAAUUUGUAUUCAAACAAAUCUGAUUUUCAUAUCAAUUCAGCUGAUAUAUUAAAAUUAAACCCGUCCACUGUUUCAUUUGUUGGAUCUGCGAGAAAUCCUAACGAAUCGGUAGUCCUUGACGAACCGUUAAAUUUGAAAGCUAACACAUCAGAUACUCUGAGUAGAAAGGUGUGUGAAGGGUUCACUCAAACCGAUAGAGUUAGUGAUAAAAUAUUUAAAUUUCUGUCAUCGAAACAACAACCUCCUCCGAUGAAUUUUAUAUCAGUGCUGAAAUGUAAACUUCGUCUCAAACAAAUAGAACAAUCCCAAUUGGAUCCGGUAAUUCAUAGUCUAAAUGAGGACAAACACAUUCCCACGUAUACUCAUAAUCAAACAAAUAACGUUGAAAGCGAAUAUGCAGUCAAAGCAAAUAGUUCUGAUUAUUCUAAUAAACCGUGCGAUGAAGAUGUUGAUAUUAAACGUUGCUCUAGCCGCAAUAAAGAAAGAAAUUAUUUAGAAAAAUGUAAAUCGAUAAUUUGUGAUCCUGAUAAGAAACUUGAAGUAAAAAUGUCACUAAAUAAAAUAAAGAACAAAGAAAAAAAAAAUCUAGAACAGAACCACCAAUCGACUAAAAAUAUAGCUACGAUAACCAAUGAAGACACAAAGCACAUUUCAGAAGAGUUCAACUUUGACUUUCCAAAUAAAAAUGAGCGUUGGACCAAGACUAAUUAUAAUAGCUGCGUUAAUCUAAAACCCAAUCAAAACCAAUCGACACCUGACAACUACUCUUGGCGACCUUUUAACGAGAUUCAUGAUGAAUUUCAAGCUGAACUGGACACUCUCAAUAAUCUAAACGAAUCUUUAUGCAAUAUAGAAAAUAUGAGCUGUAACACAUCGUUUGAGUUUAAGGAAACGCUUCAAAAAGUCGACAAUAGCGUACUCGAACGUUACUCUUUUCCCAAGAGAGUAAAAAAACAGUGUUUGGAUUCAAAUAUUGAUUCGGCCUUAACAAAUCUAAACAUUUUAACAUCAAAUAUGACGAACGUGGAUAAAACAAUAACAGGGGUUUCCAUACAAAUGUUCGAACAGUUUAUCAAAGAUGUGGAACUCAGGGUACAGCAACAUCACACUAUUCUUCAUUUGAGGGAGAAAUGUUUAUCUAAUCGUUUGAAAUGGAAAAUUACUAUGUGUGAUUUACAAAUGAAAUAUUUAAAAAAUCGACCGGGACAAGAAAAACAAAUACAACUAUUAAAACAGAAACAAAGGAGUAGUGUUAAAAAACUUGAACACGCUAUAUCUCAAGUUAAACUACUUUCUAAACUAAUAGAGUCGCUUUACAAACAACAAAUUUGUAUGCUCGAGGAACAAAUUCAGUAUUUAAAACUGCAGUCGUCUUCCAAGAAAGUAAUAGGUAAACUUAAAAGUUUAGAUCAUUGUUCAAAAAAAAACGAAACGGCUCGUCAGAAGUUAAAUUUAGAUGCCUCGAAUCGAUAUUUAAAUAUUAAAUUCCAAGAAAGCGAUGAAGUUGAUAUGAAUUUGAGUGAUUCGAGUAAUGCGUUAAAACAGACAAAAAAAAUGCGAUCAACAGAUAUUAAUGAAAUUCAAUUUUCGGAUCAGUGCUGUUCACCUAUUUUUUUUGAAUCAAAACACAAUGUUGAAAGUAUUCAAGUACAAACUGACAUCCGAUGGCCAAUGCAGAUCGAAGGUAUAUUGAAUAAAUCUGUGCAAACGUCAACAGUGAAUAGUGGCAAUAUCAGUGAAAAUAACGAGGAUUUAUCUGAAUUCAUAUGUAAGAAUACGUCAAUGAUUCUACCUAAAAGUAAUUCUGAUAUAUCGGCUGACCAUCAUUCGGAUACUUCAUCUAGUUCGGACCGAGAAGAAUUGAACUUUCGUAUUAAGACUUUAAAAAAAACACUUGAAGAUAAAAAACUGGAAUCUAAUCGUUUGAAAAAAGAACAAAAAAAAUUAAAACGAGAAAGUCUAAAAGUUAUAGAGAGAGAACUACUUAGAGAAAUAGAAGUGUACAACAAACAAAUUGAAGACUCGAAAAAAAAAAUUGUAGUUGAAGUGGAAAGAAAUAACAUUGAAGUUAUCAAAUGUCUUUCAGUAUGUAGUGCUUCGCCUGACCACUCAGUCGCGCUUCAGCGAGUUUUACAUAAUGAAUCCAAGAAGUCAUCUAACCACUCUUGUUCAGAUGAAGAUGUCUGUCCAGAAGUAUCAGAACCGUUCACUAAAGAGCCGCUGUUGUCUAAUCAACAAGUUUGUGAAGCACCGAAUCACGUAUCAGCUCAUUCCGAUGAAAAUCUUGAUACUUAUGCGUCCAGCUUAGAAAGCGAUUGUGUUUUAAUAAAGUCCGUCAAUCAACUAUCGUCUCAGACACCGAGCUCAAUUCAGUUAGAAAUUCAACAACAGCUUUUAUUGAAAAACAAUUUUGCCAACGACAAAUUUCUUGGUGUUAAAAAUGAAAAUCCUAUGACUGCCGAGUGUUCCACGCAGACAGUAGAAAAAAUAAAAGACAACAUUGAACAAAUCCAUAAUUUUGAGCCGCCCUUGGAUUUAAAUGCAAAAGUGCUUAUUGUGGACAACUUAUUGGUUAAUCAUACUGAAGACGGCAAUUGUAAUAAUACAGUCGGUGCGCAAAGACAGCUUUUCAACAAAGAGUUGACCUCAAACGAAAGUGAUGUUGAAAAUAAAAUUGAAACUAGUUAUUUAAGUGAAGUCGUCGAUUAUGGCUCUAAAGUAACAGAUGAAGAUUUAGAAUGUUUGGAACUAUCAAAAAACGAAACAACAAUCGAUGAAAGUUAUAGUUCUGAUUUCACGUCGGACAGUUCUACUUCGGACAUACCUUUACCGGAAGAGCCUUCCAACUAUAAUGAUAAGUCAACGUGCGUAUCUGAUAAAGAAUCAUCGUACGAAGAAGACAGAAGUGAAGGAGACAUAAUAUUUGAAGAUAAAACGUUUAUUGAGCAACAUUUUGAAGAAUCUAAGAUUCCAGGAGAACCGCACAGAACGGAUGGAAAGUUGCUACACAAUACGUGUGAAGCCGACAAUAUAACCAACAAUAUCUUGAACGGUCUUGUCAAAGAGACAAAACGAGUGUUGCAAGAGAAUAGGAAUAAAGCAUCGCCGUACAAGAAAGGUGGCAAUGACUUGAAUGACUUGACCGAUGAAACUCCGUUGUUGCUUACUCUACAACGAGAAAGAGAACAUCAGAAUUAUAUCGUUCUUAACGAACAUGCUACAGUCAUUACGGCCACGCUUUUCAAACGACACUUCCACAGUCUCAUUUCACAUACAGUCGGUGCUUACAUAGUAAAUUUAAAUGAAGCACAACUCGAAAGGCUAUUUCUUUACUUAAAAUGGUUGUGCAACGCUAGAAAAAAAUUGAAACCGCCCGAACAUCUGACAAGACAACACACAACUAACAAUAUGGAGAAUGGUGACGGGUUAUUCGAAAUAUACUAUCAAAAAUAUAGAAAACAACAGAAAAAAAACCAAAUCGGCUUUGCUACCAUUGAUAAAUAUCAUAAUGAUCCUAAAGAAAUUCUUAGCCAGACGCUACAGGAAGCGGAAAAAUUGAAGUUGGAACAAAUGCGCAUCGAAGAAGAAAUUGAACGACUUCGGAUGUCGGAUGAAGAUCGGUUUUAUCUGCGACAAAUACCCAAUAAACCACCACCUCCAUACAAGAGUCCGACAAAGACUACGGCUAUGCCAGUCGUGGACUUGCCGUACACUACUGAAGAAGUGCACCGAUUGAUAACGAUAGCAACCAGUCGCUUGAUGGAUAACGUUAACGCUACAAUGCCGGAAGACUUCGUAAGCAAAAACGAUUCCAAGCAGCAUGUCGACCAAAAGAUGUUUGUUUUUGACUACUGCAAGGAGAUAGCGCAUAGCGUGUUCGAUAGAAAUGAAGAACCAAUACCCGUUUGGAUGAAAACCGGACUAAAGUUAAACAAGUUUCGAGUGACACCAAAGAGCGCCAAAGAGUUUCAUGAUCUUGUGGUGCAGACGAUGGAUCGAGUCGUAGAUGUAGAUGACUCGGAGGAAAAGGUCAACAGAUUUGUAGCAAAACAGAUGUACGAAGAGAAUAGCAAGUGGACCGAUUUUGAAUUGGACGAAGUAGAAAUAAAAAACGAUGUUGUUCAGAGCCUGAUGGAAAAACUGAUUUGUGAUACGAUAGAAAACAUGAAGACUACUUUUAAUGUUAAGUUUAAAUAAUUGUACAAUAGUUUAGAUUUUAGCCACAUGAAUUUGGACCGUCGUCCAUUAACCGUCGUUAAUGGUCGACGGACAAUUAUUUAUUUAAUUUUUAAGAUAAAUAUUUUUUUUUAUAAUUUUUUAUACAAUUUAAAAAAAUGUUUGACUGCUGGAAUGCACUUUAAAAAACAUUAUUAAUUUUUUUUUCUCACAAAGCGUGUUUGUUUAUUUGUGUAAAACGUGUGUGUUACCUGACUUGUGACAAUAUGCAAACUUAUUUUUGUACGAAUAAACUUAUUUUUGAAAGAAAACAUGCCCAUCUUCCAGUU
Adelges cooleyi (spruce gall adelgid) is the source of this 5663-nucleotide messenger RNA. RefSeq lists its product as uncharacterized. Lineage: Eukaryota; Metazoa; Arthropoda; Insecta; Hemiptera; Adelgidae. The transcript has 20 exons. The coding region runs from base 187 to 5355 and encodes 1722 amino acids. The record is from RefSeq and is a predicted model, not a curated record.